CAUUAGGUUAGAUUGAACUCCAGUUUGUAGGUCUGUCAUGAGUGUCUGUCAAAGUAUUUAGCUAACGUUAGCCGAGCACUUUCUGGAAAAAAUACACCAGGAAGGACGUUAGUUUCUCCGCUAAAGAGAUUUAACAGCUCUCUAUCUUAUACGGUGAGUAAUAUUUUACUGCUGUCGGACGUACAGGUGCUGAAAAUAGAGCGAUAGUCAAGUUGUUAGCAACGCAGAAGGCAGCAUUAUAAGCUAACGUUAAAGGUAAGACAAAUGAGUGAAGGAAAUCAGGUGAGGCGGUGUCACUGCUGGAUAAAAACUCUAACUUUAAGCUCUAGUUUGGCAGUGUAAAGUAUUUAGUCAGGUUUUACCGUCCACUUUUGACUGGCUAACCUCAAGUAGCUCUGUAAUGUUUGCUAACGUAAUGUUGGCACAACAUCUUCUUACUGUAUCAAAUGACACUAGACACUUUAGGUCUAAAGCGAUUAAGUUUGAGUAAAGAUUGUUACUUGAAUUUAAAAAAAGUUGUAGACUCAUAGCAGGUUACAUCAGCCACGAAAUACUUUUUGAACACCGAUUAGCAUACUCCACGAACCAGCCAAGUUAGCACCAAGCUAAGCUAUCACAAACAUCCACCCAUGUCAGAUUAUUGAAGACAUUUACCUGCCCCACCUUCAUAACUCUGUCUGCCCUGUUCGUCACAACACUCUAAAGACAGCUGUCACGUUUCGAUCAUGUCCUCCAGCGAUACUGUCAACUUCAUAACAUGUAGCAGUCAACAUUAGCAGUAACUUUUAUGUUUGUUUGCCUGUGUUUUCGUGUUUAAAGCAAAUCUGAAGUGUCAUCUUUCUGUCACAGCAGCGGAUGGCCCGGACAGCAGCUGUCGUUGGACCGACAUAAAAAAAGAGGGACACGUUUCUGAACCUCUUCAUGAGUAAUGAACCUUAACCCCUUCUGGAGCAUGUCUACGAAUCCAAGUCGUAAGGUACAAUAAAAUGCAGCAACAACAGAAUAGUCAAAUUAACUUAUCUUUGGAUACAUGUGUGAUAAACAGCACCAAGCUUUUAUCACACUCCCUUAGAAAAUUCGCAUUAAAUGUAUUUACAAUCAUAAAUUAUACUCGAUUGUGCAUCAAAUUGAUCACAUGUUUGAGUCAACAAUAUUGGAGUACAUUUAAAGACUUUUAAAGAUCUUACAACAUGAGGUGGAAACUAGCUCUGAGGUCUGCAAGUUUCCACAUCAUGCUGUAAGAUCUUUAAAAGUCUUUUAAAAGUACUCUAAUAUUGUUGACUCAAACAUGCGAUCAGUUUGAUGCACAAUUGAAGUGUAAUUUAUAAUUAAAUACAAUAAAUGUGAAUUUUCUAAGGGAGUUUGAUACAAGUAUAGUGUUGUUUAUCACUCUGAGGUCUGUAACACUGUGUAAAUGUUAAGAUUGUCUGUACUCAGCCUUUUCAACUAGUUUAUGAUUUUUAGACAGUGUUUUGAUAAGUUCAAACAUUUGCUGUUAUUUGAGUUAAUUACUUUUCUCUUUAAGAGUGUAUUGGUUUCGGGAACCCACAGCCUUUAAUCAGAAGUCUUCAGUCAUAUACUCUGUCUCAUUUCUAUUAAUUUCCGGAGGAAUCUCAGUCCUUGAAUUGUGAGAGAUCAAGUUGGGGGUGUGGUCUUUUUUCCCUUUGGAAGAGAACUUUAUCUUUUGAAACUGGCUAUUUUCUUGAGGAAUCUUGUUUGUGCUGGAAGUGACUUAGCCUAGCUUAUGUCAAUUGUUAGAUGUUGUUGACAAGUACUUGUCUUAAUUUAUGUAAACAAAAAGGAGAGGGGGUAGAUGUGGCAUGGUGGUGUAACCCUGGUGAGAGAGGGUGGAGAUGAUGUACCUUGAGUAUGGGUGUGAGUACAUUUUUUUUGCCAUGCCCAGUCAGAAGAGCAUUCCAAAAAGAUUUUGAAGUCCGGUCAGUUAUAUAAAUGUGAAUGUUAGAUCUGUUGCAUAAGUGCACAUUUUGCUGUCAGCAUUUUUGGCAUACUUGGAAGUAUACAAAGGAAACAUCAGUCAAGGCCUCCUAAUGCAUUUCCAAUAUCCUGCAGCUCAAGGCUCAGUGUGCACAAUGACCAUGUAGGAAAAACUACUCCAGAUAUUCUGAACAACACCAGUAAUUAAUGAUGGUCACUGUACAUGUGCUUAUGUAGACACUGCUACUUAAUAAGCAGCAGACCAGAUGGAAACCUAAUAGGUUUGUCACUGCUCCUGGCUGCUGUUCCCAGGCUUUCGGUCUGAUUUGAGUGUACAGAGUGGCUCAUAAACUGUAACCUUUUCUUAUCGUGUUACUUCUUCUUUCUAAGGCAUGCUUAAUGUUUACUUUUACACACAACUAGAUUUGUUUCAUCUAAUGUAUUUCUUUUUUUUAAAUUUAUUUCUCGUGCAAAAAAAAAAACAGCAAAGAUCUGACAACGAGGAACAGAGCGGGCACGUGGAGCAGAGAGCCAGCCCAGCCCGGCUUUCCUUUGGCAAAAAACAGCUUCCCCCUAUUCCCAAGAAUGCUGCACCGAUAACCAAACCUGUACCAGUUGGCACUCCAGCCCAGUCGGCCAAUGGCACACAUGCCUCCUAUGGCCCCUUUUACUUGGAGUACUCUCUGCUGGCUGAGUUGUAAGUAUUCAUCCGGAUUAAACUUGGAUUACUUUUCAGAAUUUGUCAACAGAAUAAAAAUUCCAUGGGUUAUAAUUUCUCUUUCAUUUAUCUCACUUUUUGCCCUGUGACUGCAGCACACUGGUCAUUAAGCAGAAGCUCCCUGGAAUAUAUGUCCAGCCAUCCUACAAAUCGGCGCUAAGUAAGGACACUCAUUUUGAAGAUCAAGCAUGUCUAACACAUGCACCGAAUAAAACAGCUUAUGCUUUCGUUUUGAAUGAUCAACAUCUAAUUUGCAAAAUAAUAGCUGAACUGUCCAUGCACAAUGCUUUGUUAAGCAAGAAUUAAUAAAUGUCUUUUGUUUGUCGCUGUCCAGUGUGGUUUGGGGUCAUAUUCAUCAGACAUGGCUUGUACCAGGAUGGGGUCUUCAAAUUCACUGUGUAUAUUCCAGACAACUAUCCAGAUGGAGAAUGUCCUGUACGUAUUGUAGACUUUAUCAGACAAUUUUCAAAAAGCUUUGUCAUCCAGUCUUUUAUGUUUCUGGGUAUUAUCAGGGUUCAUGAGUUCACGAUCAAAACAAAAGUUAGCAAGGGUUCAUAGUAUAAGAUUCAUGUCUUUUAAACUGCUCAGACUGCUUCCAUAAAUGUAUAAAUAGUCAUUUGACAGCUUUCAAACUGCAGGUUUAUCUAUUGUUAAGUUAACUUAGGACAAAGUAACACUCCUUAGAGCCAUAAGUUGAUGCAUGUACUGUUGUUUCAAAGUAUGGAAAUGUUUCUGUGGUCUCUUUUCAGAAAUUAGUAUUUGACAUCCCAGUCUUCCAUCCUCUUGUUGACCCUGUGUCCGGAGAGCUUGAUGUCAGAAGAGCUUUCACCAAAUGGAGGUAUAUGUCCUAUUUUUAUGCUCACACUUCAAUACCCCUAUUCUCUCAUUGUGUUACUUAUUUUUCAAAUACAAAUAUUUCUGUAAAACUGAAUUUAGUAGUCUGUCAAAGGAAAGUGCUUUGUAGUGUUUGACUAACAGUAUGUGGAAAAGGUGACUGAUUUUUAGUGACCAGUGAGUAUAUCCUCCCUUCCAACAAAGUUAUAACUGAAACUGCAAAUCUUUAAACCCACUGUUUAAUUUCACACCAUUGCUGUCUCUCCUAAAAAAAAAAAAAGUUAACCUUCUAGUGAUGGCAUUUCUCACAAAUGGGUUUAAAGGUGAUGUGAACCACUUAUUUUGUCUUCCUGUAGACGGAACCACAACCACAUCUGGCAAGUCUUGAUGUAUGCACGAACAAUUUUCUACAAGAUUAAUACCACAGAACCCCUCAAUCCAGAGGCUGCGGUGCUGUGAGUGUCUUGGUAUCCCUUUAGCUGGUCUUAUACUUAAGUGAUAUCUGUGAUAUUAACAAGCCAUUCAUGUAUUAUUUUUUUCCUAAAUAGAGUCCAGGAUUUACUUUACCCUGGGUUUACAUACCAGAAACAAGAAGGCUUUAGUUUUCUUUGCUAUUUAGUAUUAUUUGUUUGUCUGUUUUUUUACAAAUGUACACAACUGGACCUUGAACAAGCUUUAGACCGAAGCUCUCGUCCAGUGCCAUGACUUUCAGGACUCAAGCCAUAACAUAAUGUUUUUUACUUUCAGAUAUGAAAAAGAUGUACAUCUGUUCAAAAGCAAAGUGGUGGAUAGUGUAAAACUAUGCAACAGUCAUCUUUUUGACCAGCCCAAAAUAGAUGACCCCUACGCAAUAAGGUUGGUAAACUUGCCACUAGUUAAGCAACCCUCUACCUGUACCACCACACAGACACUUACCGUACUAUAUUUCAUAUUGCACUACUCUGCUGGAGGAGCGCUUUGAUAUCUCACUUUGCCACUCUUCUAUAUUCAAUAGCUUUUCUCCUUGGAACCCAGCUGUUCAUGAAGAGGCGAAAGAGCGAAUGUUCACAUACAAAGUAAGUGCAAAGAAAAAUGAUUUAUGGGAGUUUAGCAUUUACUUUUACAUCUUCACAAAUCAUAUGAGCAGCUGAGUGCAGACCUACCCAGUUCUUUCUGAGAACUUAAACUGCAAAGUUAGGUUUAGCAAUAGUGGGGCCUAUCGGCUAUCUGUGCCUGUUGUGUAACUGUUAAUUUGCUUGUGUUGCUCAAGAGACGUCCUGAGGAUCACCACAAGGGAACACAGGUGUCAGGGUUGUCUUGGGUGAAGCCCGGAUCGACACAACCCUUCAGCAAAGACGACAGCUCUCCCCAGAGCUGAGGAUGCAGUGUCCGAGAAGCAACCACUAGAGGGAUCCACAUGCAUCAAAUGCCAUGCCAUUGGCUUACCUCCGCUGUUUAUGGGAACUGGGUCCUUAGAACAGUUUGGAGAACUUGAUAUUAAUUCUCUGUUAUUGCUCAGCUUUAAAGCUUUGUAGCUAUCUCCUCAAACAGCUUUAGAAUAAGGAAACAAAGUUUGUAUCAUAUGUAAACCAGUGACGACAAAUGGAUGUCCCAGCAACAUCAUCAGGCUGUGAUGCAGUGCAAAGAGCUUUCUCAUUUAGCUAUCAGAUCCAUACACAUGUUGGGCGAGGUCAUAUACCAUGCUGUCCAUAAAGAAGCUAGAAAGUGUGAGAUUAGCAAUUUGCCAAUACAUGGUGAGUACAGUGGACAAAAUGUACUGCUUUGUGAAAUUGGCUCAGGACUGUUCAUUUGUUAGACCUGGAAUGUUUUCGUCAAAGCUGUGUGAGCAAAACAUCCAAAUCAAUCCCUAUCACACAAUCCAAUUUUAAAGAUAUGCUUUAUAUUUGUCAUUGGACAAUGAUUUCAUUUUAGUUCCACUGUGUAAACUGUUGUCUUACAUAGUCCCUAAUAUAUAAGUAUAUAGGAGUGGGAAGGUAUGGAUUUUAAUGAGAUGCUAAAUUAGUAAGCUCAUGUAUUUUAUUUUUUCUGAUUUUAAAUAAUUUUGAAUGUUUUAUGUAUCAUUUGUUAUUAAAGAUUUGGCGUGUAAAUAACUGAUACUGUGCUCAGCUUUGACUUUAAGAGAAGAGUCUGCAUCACCGCUUGGGUCCUCUAAGUGAAUGGCUUGGUUUUAGCUUUCUUUGCAAGUGUUACUUAAGUUUCCUUAUAGUUUUUUUUUUUUUUCUUUUUUUUAAGUCAAAGAAGUUACUGCAGGAACACUACAUAGGUCUGAUGGACAGUCAGGCAUGUAUUUUGAUAAGAUUUAGUUAUUAAAUAGCUUCUGAUUAGCACAAAACCUUUUGAUUUUCCAGGAACAGGAAUACACAUUUUCUGCUGUGCCAGACUGUCGCCACUCCUUGAACGGUUUAUCUUUAGAGGACUCUGGCUUGAUUAACAUGGCUACAUUGUCAUAAAAACAGAUUUUGUGUUACACCUGUUCAAUCUAUUUAUAACUGCAAUAAAAGGCGAAAACAUAACCAAAUCUCAGUGUACUUGACAUGCUGUCAUUAGGGCUGUGGGCAUCUCCAAACUUGAGGCACAAGUUUGUGAAAGAUAUUUCUGCAUUUUAGAGUCACAGGAUUUAAUUCUUUACUCUGAAAUCAAUAAAAUGAUCAAAAACUACA
Messenger RNA from Xyrichtys novacula (pearly razorfish), 6147 nucleotides. The record is from the annotation of a GenBank genome assembly. NCBI's taxonomy places the organism in Eukaryota, Metazoa, Chordata, Actinopteri, Labriformes, Labridae.